Molecule: messenger RNA, 8922 nt
Organism: Sapajus apella (tufted capuchin)
Lineage: Eukaryota; Metazoa; Chordata; Mammalia; Primates; Cebidae
Gene: EHF
Product: ETS homologous factor
Exons: 9
Coding region: 3636-4604 (322 amino acids)
Biological process (GO): regulation of transcription by RNA polymerase II; cell differentiation
Cellular component (GO): nucleus
Molecular function (GO): DNA-binding transcription factor activity, RNA polymerase II-specific; sequence-specific DNA binding
Source: RefSeq, a predicted model, not a curated record
GUUUUAACUGCUACCUAGGGUGGCUGAGGAUUUCUCCUCUACCUUCCAAUCCGAGGUUCCUGCCUCCAGCAGAAAAUGGAAAGAAGCAAGUCCUUUUCUCAGCUUCCUUUUGACUCCCAGGGUGGAGUCAUUCUGACUUAGGCUCUCAACUGGGGAUUCAGUCCCAGAAGAAGCAAAAUGUGUUUGAGGAACACCUUGAGAAUUAAUGUUGAAAGAAGGGAAAAAAACUGAUUUUGAUGGGGGUCAUGUUUGUCAGGUGCUAGACAAGAUCCAUCAUAAUUAUUUAUCUUUUAAAACAGCCCUUAGCCUUCGGAGAAACUAAUAAUCUCCCCCCAACCCCCUCCAGUCCUCCCAUUUCUAAACCAGUGUGAGAAAUGGAGGCUCAGAAAGGUUAGCGUGCUCAAGGUCACAUGGCUGAAAGAUGGAGCCCAGAUUCUAAUGCAGGAUUCUCAGAUUCCAAAGUCUCUACUUCCACAUAUUUGAUGGUGUAUAUAGUUUUUAAGAAAAUAAUGAAAGCUAUGCUGAAGGUAAAGUAGGGAGCAGAAAUAUGAGCAUUCAAUGAUUCCCCUACUUUCUAAUUAAAGGAUUGCUUCUGAUACCCCCAGAAAGCAAUGACUAUAUACCACAGAAAGUCUACAUUAGCGUAUGGGGGUGUGGUUGAGUUGGCUAUAAUAAGACUUUUUUUCAUAAUUCUCAAGUCAUAUUGGUUAUCUAUGAUUUCAUUCCAUCUCAACAGUCCUGUGAGGCUGUUGGGAACCAAUGUCCUCACUUUGCACCUGAAAAACUGUGCCUCAGAGGAGGGUAGGACUUGGCCAAAGGCCUUCAGCUACACUGGCUGUGGGCCUCAUGGGCCCACCCUGAGGGCAUCUUUCCCUGCAGCUCCCUGCCAGGUUGGAGACGCUGACCUUCUUUGCUUACAAGCCCAGGUGAGCUCAAGCGAGCUCUGACUCAUAAGGGUUAAGCCACACAAACUCUUUUAUGAGUGGUAACCACUUAAUGUGCCCUGUAAAAAAGGGCCCCUCACCAUGCUGGCUGCUUUCUCUUGGAAAGGGGUUGCCGGCAGGGAGCCAUGCUGUGCACAGGUCAUCCUCUGGUGGGAGGAUGGCGAUGGGGCAACUGCCACCCUGUUGUCUUAAAGGCAUCUCUGGGGGUUGGGAGAAGUUCUGGAUGCUUCCAGAAGGUCAUGGUAGAAAAUGAUGUCGGCCCUGAGGAGAGGGGCUCAUGGGCAUUUGGCCACAGGUAGAGAACUGGUCUAUACUGUUCUGCAAUAUUUAUUAAAUUCUUUUUUUUCACUACUUGCUAAGCUCUCUACAUGCACGACCUCAUUUGAUUCAUACAACCUAUUGAGUUUGGGGUUGUUCCCAUUUAUCAGGUACGGAAAGCGAGGAUCAGAAUGUGUUUGGCUAGACAGACUUGGCACUGUCUCAGGUCACCCGCAGUAACCCGGGGAACUGGAAUGUGAGCCUGUAUCUCCCCAGCUCCAAAGCCUGGGCGCUCAGUCUCCACGUCACCCUGCUUUCUGUUUAUCAGGAAGCAUAGUUGCCCCAGGCAGGUGCUGCCACUGAAAUGACCACUUUGAAACAACCCUGCAGGCAAAUCCUUGUGAAACAAUUUUAGAGAAGCCUUUCCCUGCCUGUCCUCCCUAAGCCUGGAAGGCCAGUCUCUUCGUGUAAAUGGUCGGGGCUCUGAGCUUCAGCCCUUUCAGGGUUAAACAGUAACCUUUCCACACUGCUUGUGGUUGAGCAAAUGCUAGCAAGGAACAAGCCCAGCCUUGAGCAAACAAGAGACUGUGCCCUGUGUCCCCCCUCCUUCCCCCAGCCAUCCCCUCUGGGGACUUAGAGAUUUUCUUUCGCCUUGAAGUUCCCAGUCUGAUUUCUUAGCUUUAGGGCAAUUGCUCUACAAAGCUGGAUGGGAAAAUGCCCAGUUAUUGUGAAAAAGAAAGGUUUGACUUGAGUUUGUUUUCUUUGAGAAUCAAAGAAGUUUUCAGAAAGGGAACUUACGAAUCAGUAGAGUCACCGUCUUUACAUUUUCAAGUGGGGAAACUGAGGCCCAGCGUGAUUUCUGGUUCAGGUUGUCCCCAGAGCUAGUGAUGCACCUCAUCAUAACACCUCACAUGUAUUUGUGACCUACUUUGUGCUAAGUGCUCGAGGUACAGAAACUCAUUUAAUCUCCAACCAAUGUAUAGACGAGGUAUGAUUAGGUGCAUUUUGCAUAUGAGGAAACUGGGGUUCAGAGAGGUUUGGUAACUUGGGUCAGUACUAACCUUAGCUAGCAAGUGGGAAAUCUUGGAAUCGACCCCAGCUCUUCUGGCUUCAAAGCUCCUAUGCAUGGUGCCAGGACGUAGAACCCAGUGCUCCCAUCUUCCUGCCCGGUGGCUCUUCACUGUUAUAGCAUCCAUCAUCCCCACCCCGUCUUUCCGUCUCCACCUUCUACUUAGGCUGGAUUCAGUCUCAAUUAUUUACCAAGCAACAGUGAAGAUGAUGCUAAAUGAUCAUCAUACACGUUUGUGUCUAGCCUAGUUCACUGCUCUCUCCCCAGCACCUAGAAUUGUGCCCAGCCCAUUAUUGGGUUGAUAAAUAUUUGUUGAAUAAAUGAAUACAUGAAUAUGUUUGUAUGCCUUUUGCAGACCCCUCUUCCCCCUCCACAGGCCCUCCACAGAGCCAGAGGAGCAGUAGCUAAAUCAGGAGAAGGAAUGCCCAGGGCUGAAAAUACUCUGGAUUGUCAAUUUUAAUCCUGUGGACAUUGGUAAUACCUGAGGAUGCAAAAUUUCCCCAAAACGGGCAGAAAAUUUUCCAUGAAUUGCUGCUAUAAAGCUGAAUUCCUCUCCCCACCCCAACAUUUUAUAAAGAGCAAGUGAGUUUUACAGCCUCUGGGUAUUGCCCAAUAGCGAUCUGGAAACAGGCUGCUCUUCCUUUGAAUGACUGAAUGCACGGUUGCGGCUCUGGUCUGCAAGGUGGAGAGUGUCCCACUUGGGAGAAGGGACAUUAUGAAUGCUGGACAUUUGAAGACAAUAUUUCUGAAGUGUACAACGUUUACAUUGUUAUAAAAAAAAUCCAAACAGUCCCAUGGAAGAAAUCUCUUCUCCCGAGUCCUUUACUGAGAAAAUGAUCCUGCAGACGAGGAAGCCACUUUUAUUUAGGUCAGAUUGGAAACCCACUAAAUUCCCCAGGUCUCUAACAGGAGAAAAAAACUAGUUAUAAUUGUUACCAGAAAGAAAAAAUGUUUUCUUUACCAGAAAUGGGCAGUGUCUGCCAGAGAAAUCAACUGAUUCUUGAUAUUAUCACAAAGCUAGGUACUUGAAGAGCUCUAUUAAAAUAUGACCGAGGCCCUCUGAUGAUCAGCUCAGUCCGUGGCAGAUAUCCACACUGAGGAAACUGCUACUGGGUGUGCAGGUGUGAUUGCUGUUCAAGUUCCCACACAGGUGCUGGGGCUGUGCUGCUACUGGCUUUCAUUGAUUGAAAUUUCACUUCAAAUAAAUUCUCCUUGGCAUUUUCAUUUUUGUAAAAAAAAAAAAAAGAAAUAAAGAAAUAAAGAAAAGAAAAAAACAACACUUGGAUGCCAGCCAGCCUUGCCCUGGGAGCAGGUAUUUCAUUUUCCUCCCGCUUCAUUCCUGAUCGGAGAUUAUUCAUUUAUGAAUGGGUGGCUGUAAAAACUUGCCUCAUGCAUAUGAAAAUUGUACCUGGAAAUUUUUAAUUGCCAUCAUGAUUCUGGAAGGAGGUGGUGUAAUGAAUCUCAACCCCGGCAACAACCUCCUUCACCAGCCGCCAGCCUGGACAGACAACUACUCCACGUGCAACGUUUCCAGCGGGUUUUUUGGAGGCCAGUGGCAUGAAAUUCAUCCUCAGUACUGGACCAAGUACCAGGUGUGGGAGUGGCUCCAGCACCUCCUGGACACCAACCAACUGGAUGCCAGUUGUAUCCCUUUCCAAGAGUUCGAUAUCAACGGCGAGCACCUCUGCAGCAUGAGUUUGCAGGAGUUCACCCGGGCAGCGGGGACGGCGGGGCAGCUCCUCUACAGCAACUUGCAGCAUCUGAAGUGGAACGGCCAGUGCAGUAGUGACCUGUUCCAGUCCACACACAAUGUCAUUGUCAAGACCGAACAAACCGACCCUUCCAUUAUGAACACCUGGAAAGAUGAGAACUAUUUAUAUGACACCAACUAUGGUAGCACAGUAGAUUUGUUGGACAGCAAAACUUUCUGCCGGGCUCAGAUCUCCAUGACAACCACCGGUCACCUUCCUAUUGCAGAGUCACCUGAGAUGAGAAAGGAGCAAGACCCCCCUGCCAAGUGCCACACCAAAAAGCACAACCCAAGAGGGACUCACUUGUGGGAAUUCAUCCGUGACAUCCUCUUGAAUCCAGACAAAAACCCAGGAUUAAUAAAAUGGGAAGACCGAUCUGAGGGCAUCUUCCGGUUCUUGAAAUCAGAGGCUGUGGCUCAGCUAUGGGGUAAAAAGAAGAAUAACAGCAGUAUGACCUAUGAAAAGCUCAGCCGAGCUAUGAGAUAUUACUACAAAAGAGAAAUUCUGGAGCGUGUGGAUGGACGAAGACUGGUAUAUAAAUUUGGGAAGAAUGCCCGAGGAUGGAGAGAAAAUGAAAACUGAAGCUGCCAAUACUUUGGACACAAACCAAAACACACACCAAAUAAUCACAAACGAACUCCUGGACGUAAAUAUUUCAAAGACUACUUUUCUCUGAUAUUUAUGUACCACGAGGGGAAAAAGAAACUACUUCUGAUGGGAAGAAGAAACACUACAGUUGAUUAAAAAUUAUUUUGUUACUUUGAAGUAUGUCCUAUAUGGGGAAAAAACGUACACAGUUUUCUGUGAACUAUGAUGCUGUAUGUGGUUGUAAUACGUUUUCACCUCUAUUGUGAAUUCUUUUUCACUGCAAGAGUAACAAGAUUUGUAGCCUUGUGUUUCUUGCUAAGAGAAAGAAAAAAAAAUCAGAGGGCAUUAAGUGUUUUGCAUGAGAGAUGAUUUAGAAAAAGGUGGUCAACCUCCACACAUAAGCAUCCACAUGGCUUCGUCAAGGGAGGUGAACGCGGUUGCUGGGUUGAAUUCUGGGGUCUCAGAUGGUUAGGACAAACUGGACGGAUGCUGGGAAAUUGAACGUGAGCCUCAGGAUGCAGUGAGUGGAGAAUGGGGACUUCAAAAAUACAAGGUUGGCUAUAAUCUCUGCAUAAUCACGUGACUUAGAAUGCUUAAAUCAGCAAGAAGAAUAAUGGUGGGGUUUUUAUACAUAUUCAAGAAUGAUUUACCUGAUGCCAGGGCUGUCCUCCUUCCCCCGCCCUUGGAUGAUUGGUGAAAUACUUUAAUUGUCCUGUCUGCUCACUUCUAGCUAUUAAAGAGAAAGAGACCAGCUUGGUUCUUUUUUGUUCCAAGUGAUUGAAAAUAAGUUGGCAAAAGGAGACAGUGGUAUGGAAAUGACUGAAGAGUUUACUCUUGUAUCCCUAUAGUCCAAAGUUUCUCAAUCCACACAAUGGACAUUUUUGGCUGGAGCAUUCUUCAUGGUGAAGACUUUCUUGUGCAUUGUAAGAUGUUCAUCAGUAUCCAUACAUGACCUCUAACCACUUGACACCAGAAACUCCCCAGCUGUGACAACCCAAAAGGUUUCCAGAUAUCACCAAAUGUUCCCUGGUGACAAAAUUGCCCUUGAUUGAGAACCACCAGGUUAGUCAGUGAACAUGAGGAUGGUGGUUUAUACUCAGAAGAAAAAUAUAUGUGAGGUCUUUUAGUCUUUUAGAAUGAAGCAAAAGCAAGACUUCAACCUCAACCUAUCUUCAUGUUUUAAAUGUUAGGGACCAAGAGGUACUUCUUUUCAGAACCCCCGAUGACAGCCAAUGUCAGAUUAGUAAUGUGUCAGAUAGUAAUGUGGCAGGAACUAUAAUAGAAGACAUUUUCACUGGAAUUACAAUGCAGAGUUAGAAUUAUUUUGUAGGAGGAAACACUAAGAGAAGAUUUUCCAGGGAAAAUCCUCUUUGCAGGUAUUAAUUCUUAUAAUUUCUUGUCUUUUGGAUUAUCUGUUUACUGUCUUCUGUGAACUGACUCCUGGUGAAUGGUUUGUUGCCUAGAUCUGUACUCAGAGGAAUGUUUUUUUGUUUGUUUGUUUGUUUGUUUGUUUUCCUAAGAAAAUAAAGAAAGGGUGAAAAGACAAGCAGAAAACUCAGCUCAGGCACUAUUGUCACCAACGAGUUGGAAGCUUCUUCUUCAAUAGAGGAAUUGUUCUGGGGGUCCUGGAGACUUAUCACUGAGCCAUGAAAUCUGGGAAGAACAUGAAUCAGUAGACACUUUGAAAAUGGAUUUGAAUGUUCUCAUACCUUUUGCAGCUUUUCUUUCUGGCUCUCUCAUGUCCUUGGCUUGCUCCUCCAUUCGACCUCCCUUUCUCCAGCAAUAAUAUGCAAAUGAAGACACAUAUCUACAAGAGGGAGUGCUCUUCGUCAACUAAUAGAGCACCUACCAUAGUGUCUUAGCCAGCAGAGGUGAGCAAUUCAUAUUCAAAGGUUGCAAGGUGUUUGUAAUAUAUUUAGAAGGCUAGAAGUAAGAAGAAUUAAAAAUUUGUCCUAAUUAUAAUGAGAACCAUUCUAGGUGGUGAUCUUGGAGCACCCAUGAAUAACCUUCUGAAGGUGCAACCAAAUCCAUUGUUAUUUCUGCCUGGCUUGGUCUUUUCUGCAAAGUUUUAACUUGGUGUUGUCAAAUAACAGUUCCUGCAAUAGCUGAGAAAAAGAACAAUGAACAGCAAAGAUCUUGACUCUGCAACUCAGACAUUCCUGCAGAAAAGACGUAUCUUGCUUUCCAAGCAAGGGCAAAGAACUAUGGGGUCUUCUCAGCAUUUGACUGUUCAUUACAUAGAAUAAAUUAAAUAUCCAGUUACUUGAAUGGGUAUAACACAUGAAUACUUGUGUGUAUGUGUGCGUCUGAGUUGUGUAAUGUUAUUAGGGGCAUCUGCCAAUUCUCUCUCUGUGGUUUUCUCUGGCUUUGCCUGCUCAUCAUCUAAGGAGGCUAGAUCCUUCUCUGAGUUCACCCUUCCUUAAACCUGUAAGUUUCUUACUUCUUCCAAAUUGGCUUUGGCUCUUUCUUCAACCUUUCCAUUCAAGAGCAAUCUUUGCUAAGGAGUAAGUGAAUGUGGGUGUACCAAAUACAACUAUUCUACGGAUAAUUAGCAGAUAGUGUUGUUUGUUGAGAGUGAAGGUUUCUUGACACCUGGUGCCUGAUUAAGGCCAGAGUAUUAAGUUCUCAGCAUAUCUCUCUAUUGUCUUGGCUUGAGUUUGCAGCAUUUUCUCUGUGGUGUUUGUGACUUGGAGAACUUAAAGUAAUUGAGCUAUGCCAACUUGAGGUGUGAACAGAGUACCUCCCACCACAGUGUUGAAAGGGAGAGCAAAGUCCCAUGGAUAAGCCUUCCUUUCUUUUGGGGACACACAGCUCUCACUUGAGAAGCUCACCUGUGCUGAAAGUCCACAUGGCCCCUAAAUAUGUUAUCCUUAAACUCCCUUUAUGCUUGAGUUUAAAGGGCUCUCUCUUAUUAGGUUUUGAUGGGAACUGGAGGCACCAAAUCUAUUGCUAAGACCUUACUAGGCUCAAAUCAUCUGAGGCUGCUAGAUAUUUGACCUGGUGAGACUUAAACAAGGCCCUGGCUCCCAGGGACAUAAGCAACAGUUUCUUGAAUGUGCCAUCUAAGAAGGGCAGACCCAGGUUGAGUUUUCCUUUGAACACAUUGGUCUUUUCUCAAAGUUCCUGCCUUGCUAGACUGUUAGCUCUUUGAGGACAGGGACUAUGUCUUAUCAAUCACUAUUAUUUUUCUGUUACCUAGCAUGAGACAAGUACACAACACAUAUUUGUUCAAUGAAUGAAUGAAUGUCUCCUGAAAGACUCCUCUGAUUGGGAGACCAUAUCUAUAACUGGGAUGUGAAUCAUUUCUUCAAUGGAAUGAGAGCACAACGGCACAACCUUCAAGGACAUAUUAUCUACUAUGAACAUUUUACUGUGAGACUCUUUAUUUUGCCUUCUACUUGCGCUGAAAUGAAACCAAAACAGGCCUUUGGGUUAUAAGUCAACAUAAGUUGGAUGCGAAUUCUGUUGCCUUAUUUGGAACUGUGAGACUUAUCUGGUAUGAGAAGCCAGUAAUGAACCUUUGACCUGUUUUAACAAAUGAAGAUUAUGAAUGUGUUAAUGUGAUGUAAAUUGCUAUUUAAGUGUAAAGCAGUACUAAGUUUUAGUAUUUGGGGAUUGGUUUUUAUUAUUUUUUUUCUUUUUGAAAAAUACUGAGGGAUCUUUUGAUAAAGUUAGUAAUGCACGUUAGAUUUUAGUUUUGCAAGCAUGUUAUUUUCCAAAUGUAUCAAGUAUAGAAAAAGGUAAACAGUUAAGAGGGAAGGCAAUUAUAUUAUUAUUCUGUAGUUAAGCAAACAUUUGCUGAGUGCCUACUAUGUGCAUGGCAUGGGCCCAUAUGUGUGAGGAGCUUGUCUAAUUACGUAGGAUGCAAUAGAUCUCAGUAGUUACUUAUUGAGCAGAUACUUACUGUAUGAAUGAAAGAACAUCACAGCAAUCACAAUAUCAGAGUUGAAUUAUCCUCAGUGUUGCUUCUCUGAAUUCAUUUCUGGAACUAGAGAUAGAGCAUUUGUAAAAAAACUCCUGCUGAGACUGUGUCUUAUGAACCUCUGAAAUGUACAAGCCUUCACAAGUUUAACUCAAUUGGGAUUAAUCUUUCUGUAGCUAUCUGCAUAAUUCUUGUUUUUCUUCCCGUCUAGUUCCUGGGUUGACAAUUUGUGGGAAACAACUCUACUGCUGCUAUUUAAAAAAAAUCAGAAAUCUUUCCCUUUAAGCUAUAUUAAAUUCAGACUAUUCCUGUUUUAUGAAACAAUUAUAUUUUUCAAAAUAUGUUUGUUUAAUGGGUCCCAGGAAACACUAAUAAAAACCACAGACACCA